This is a messenger RNA of Didymella exigua CBS 183.55, 2802 nucleotides long. Its product is annotated as nuclear elongation and deformation protein 1. The record is from RefSeq and is a predicted model, not a curated record. Gene Ontology annotation, molecular function: phosphatidate phosphatase activity. Bases 296 to 2554 code for a protein of 752 amino acids. Gene Ontology annotation, biological process: triglyceride biosynthetic process; fatty acid catabolic process. NCBI's taxonomy places the organism in Eukaryota, Fungi, Ascomycota, Dothideomycetes, Pleosporales, Didymellaceae. The transcript has 2 exons. Gene Ontology annotation, cellular component: nucleus.
GACCUCCACCGGCGUUCCUCGGUCGCUGCUAGGCAGUCGACGAGAGCUGACCUCGCUCCGUCAUACUCGCACGCUCCUCCCCCCAACGCCGACUUAGCCGUGACGGCGCAGACCAGGCCGCGCAUGUGAAGAAACUCGGCUGCGUCUAGACGGUCGUCUACAGGGCACAGCGCCACGAGACUCGACAUCCACCAUUGCUGCGAGACUCGACAUCGACCAUUGCCGCGAGACUCGACAUCCACCAUUGCCGCGGGACUCGACAUCGACCGUCGCCGCGAGACUCGACACACCCGCCAUGAACUACGUGCGCUCCAUCGCCGGCGGCGUGUCCAAGGGCUGGAACUCAAUCAACCCGGCCACGCUGAGCGGCGCCAUUGACACCAUCGUCGUCGAGCGCGACGAUGGCACCAUGGCCUGCUCGCCCUUCCACGUCCGCUUCGGCAAGUACCAGAUCCUGCGGCCCUCGGACAAAAAGGUCGAGUUCCGCGUCAACGGCGAGCUGCAGGACUACUCGAUGAAGCUCGGCGAGGGCGGCGAGGCCUUCUUCGUCUUCGAGACGUCGGCCAGCAUUCCCGUCGGCAUGCAGACGUCGCCGCUGGCCUCGCCCACCGCCAGCCCCGAGCAGAAGCCCGUCGAGACGCCGCCGAACCAGAUGCUCGACGACCCCGAGCCGCUCGAUCUCGCGAGCCUCGACUCGACCCUGCGCCGCAGAGGCCGCCUGUCCAUGUCGGUCCCGCCGUCGGACGCGCAGUACAACGAGGCCGACUUUGAGCGCCCAAAGUCGGGCGACUGGUCGGGCUUCCAUGUGCAGCGCGCCAGCACGGACACGGUCGUCGCCCCCGAGACGGACGCCUUCCCCGCACACGUCGACGGCGGCAAAGAGCACGGCCCGCUCGAGAUCAGCAGGGAGGAUGCCACGAGGUGGAACCGCUCCGCGCGCUCGGCCAGCCCGCCGCCCGUCUCGCAAGCCGAGGCGCUCGCCCGCGCCAUCAAGCUCUCGCGCAAGCUGUACUCGUCCAACAUACCCAACAAGGUCACCGACAACGGCGAUCUCGAGCUCGACAUGACGGGCUACAAGAGCAGCGAGCAGGACGCGCUGCGGGCAGAGGUCCUUGCCAGGAACAUUCUGUCCGACGAGCUGGCUGGCGACUACGACAUUGGUGCCCUGAUAGGGGCCGACGAGAACGGCAACCUCUGGAUCUACAGCAGCGAGGACGCCAAGGCCGCCGCCAUGCAGAAGAUGGCCCAGAGCGUCUUCAGCGAACCCUCGCUGGACGCCGUCUCGGACCCGGGCUACCAGAGCGACAGCGGCGUCAGCGACGCCACGGCAGACUUUCCCCUGCACAGGCGCAACGACUCGGACAGCGCCCUGGGCCUCUCUGCCCCCCACUCGCCCGCCGAGCAGCACCAGAAGAAGGCCGAGACGCGCAACUACGCAAAGACGCUGCGGCUCACGUCGGACCAGCUGAAAGCGCUCAACCUGAAGCCCGGCCAGAACACCAUGUCCUUUACGGUGAAUCGCUCAAAGUGCGAGGCCUACAUGUUCUACUGGCAGCACGACGUGCCGAUUGUCAUCUCCGACAUUGACGGCACCAUUACAAAGUCGGACGCCCUGGGCCACGUCCUGAACAUGAUUGGUCGCGACUGGACGCACAAGGGCGUCGCCAAGCUGUACACGGACAUUGUGAACAACGGCUACAACAUCUUCUACCUCACUUCACGCUCCGUCGGCCAAGCCGACACCACCCGCGCCUACCUCAACGGCGUCGUCCAGGAAGACCACAAGCUGCCGCGGGGGCCCGUCAUCAUGAGCCCGGACCGCACAAUCGCCGCCCUGCGCCGCGAAGUCUACCUCCGCAAGCCCGAGGUCUUCAAAAUGGCCUGUCUGCGCGACAUCAUGCAGCUCUUCGACAAGCCCGCCGGCCAGACGCCCUUUUACGCCGGCUUCGGCAACCGCUUCACAGACGCCCUGUCCUACCGCAGCGUCAACAUCCCCAGCACCCGCAUCUUCACCAUCAACUCCAACGCCGAAGUCAGCCUCGACGUUCUCUCCCUCAACAGCUACAAGACGGGCUACGCGUCCAUGCGCGAGAUUGUCGACCACUUCUUCCCCCCCGUCGGCCUGCUCGUCCCCGCAGGCGGCGAGAACUUUACAGACUUCAACUACUGGCGCGACAAGCCCCUCGACAUGGACGACUUCACCGACUCGGAGGACGACUCCGAUGACGACCAGACCGAGGCCGGCUCCUACCGCAGCGAAGACGAGGGCGACGUCGGCGAGGAUCUGGAGGCGAGCUACAUGACAAACGAGAGCCGGCGACGACGAGCAUCUGGAGGCGAGCUACAUGGCAAACGAGAGCGGCGACGGCGAGCACCUAGAGGCGAGCUACACGGCAAACGAGAGCGGCGACGACGAGGGCGCCAUGGAGCACAGCAUCCUCGAGACCAUCGAAGGGAGCGACGGGGAGUAUCGAGGCGAGCAUGUGGACGCGCCCUACGAUCCGCAGAAUCUCGAUGGCGUCCAUGGUGGCGAGGACGACGAAGAGUACAGUGAAGAUGAGACGGAGAUUGGAGACGCGACCCCGGCCAUUGCCCAGAAAGACCUCGCAAGACCACACACCCCGGACCCGCAUCUGCGUCGGAAACACAGCGUCCCCGAGAUCAGCAAGCGCAUGGCCGAGCGCGCCGCCGAGCGCAUGAGCAAGCUCGAUAUCAGAGACGGCAUCAGAGACGGCACCAGAGACGGCACCAGAGACGGCACCAGAGACGGCACCAGAGACGGCACCAGAGACGGCAUCAGAG